This is a messenger RNA of Medioppia subpectinata, 464 nucleotides long. The record is from the annotation of a GenBank genome assembly. Lineage: Eukaryota; Metazoa; Arthropoda; Arachnida; Sarcoptiformes; Oppiidae.
CGUUAAUUGUGUGUAUGGAUGGUGGGGGACAAGUGAUAGGGGCGGAGGUUGGAAACAUCGAGCACAGUCUAGUGAAACGUUCGCUGGCCUCCGGGGGGACAAUCACUUUCCCAAAGACCAAGUGGUGCGGACCCGGACGCACGGCCCGGCACUACGACGACUUGGGUGCCGACGUUGACACAGAUUCCUGUUGUCGCGAUCAUGAUAAUUGCCAGCCCCGAGGCCUGUACCCUGGCCAAUUGCAACGAUACUGCAAUGUUAGAGGCUCUAGGUUCCAAAUAAGUGCCUGUGAAUGCGAUCAACAAUUUAAACAAUGCCUGUCAAACAUACCGCUGUCCAUAUCGGCCCGAAUGGUAGCUAAAAUAUACCGGAUAUUUGUCACACAAUGUAUUGACUAUAAUCAAUACACCCGUGAUUGCAAUGUUAUUGAUAGGUCAACCCAUGAUUUUCCGUAUACCCAAAAA